Molecule: messenger RNA, 1551 nt
Organism: Neltuma alba
Lineage: Eukaryota; Viridiplantae; Streptophyta; Magnoliopsida; Fabales; Fabaceae
Product: glutamate receptor 2.9-like
Exons: 4
Coding region: 1-1551 (516 amino acids)
Cellular component (GO): membrane
Molecular function (GO): ligand-gated monoatomic ion channel activity
Source: RefSeq, a predicted model, not a curated record
AUGGCAAGGCCAAAUUACUAUCACUAUGGCAACCUUAUAACGAUUUCUUGUGUUGUGUUGUUAAUAGCUGAGAUUGUAGCAGGCGACGGUGAAGCUGGCUCACUCCUAGGAGGGAAGAAGUUAAUAAUUGGACUUCCUAAGAAAACUGGCUUCACCCAGUUUGUGGAUGUACAACUCAAUUCAAGUAAUAAUAAUCAGAUCGUCAAGAUUACGGGCUAUUCCAUUGACGUCUUCCAUGCGGCCAUAACUUACCUUAAGAGUUUGCAUUACAAUAUUUCUUUCGAGUUUAGGGCUUUCGUAGACGAAGAUGGAAACAGUGCAGGGGAUUACAACGCACUCGUCUAUCAGAUUUUUGAAGGAAAGUACGAUGCUGUGGUGGGAGAUGUGUCGAUUUUGGCACAUCGAUCAAACUAUGUUGAUUUCACAGUACCGUAUGAACCGUCUGAUAUCAAGAUGCUUGUGAAGGUUCGCCACGAUCCACGGUUGAAUAUGUGGAUUUUUGUGCGACCUUUUAGGUGGGAUCUAUGGUUGUCUAUUGCUAUCUUCAGUACUUUUAUAGGAGGUAUCAUAUUGUUAAUGGAACGUACUGUCAAGGAAGAUUCAGCAUUUGAAGAUUCACCAUAUCGGAAACAACUCAGCGGGGUUUCUGUUUUAUGGCUUCCAGUAGAACAAGCAGUUCUGCCUGAAAAAGUAUUGGUUAAGAAUUGCUCUAAGUUUGUGCUGGUGAUGUGGUUGAUACUCGCAUUUGUGUUGAUGCAAAGUUACACUGCAAGCUUGUCAUCAAUGUUGACAGUACAUCAGUUACAACCUCGUUACCUUAGUGAGUAUGACGUUAUAACAGACCCAAACAUUAAUGUUGGACACCACUGUAACUCAUUCAUCGGAGGUUUAUUGAUCGAUGGCUUGAAGAUUGAUAGGUCGAGGGUGAAGAACUACCCUGACAUUAAAGAAUAUAAGGAGGCUUUGGACAAAGGAAGCCUUAAAGGUGGCGUUGAUGCAAUUUUGGAUCAUAUUUCCCACGUUAAGGUCUUCCUCAAGCAGUAUGGUUCCGAUUAUGCCAUGGUCGAUACCAGACAUCGCAUUGGUGGAUUUGCUUUUGCAUUUCCCAAGGGCUCCAACUUAACCUCGUACUUUUCUAGAGCUAUAUUAAAUGUGAGAGAGAGUGGAGAAGUGGACAAGAUUGAGGAAAAAUAUUUUGGAAGCAAUCAUGAGAACUAUGAAGGCCAAGGCUUAUCUACUUCAUCAUCGGACAAUGCAAGUUCCAACCUUACCACUUAUAGCUUUGCAGGUUUGUUCAUGGUAAUUGGAAUUCUUUCGCUUUUAGCUUUGGCAGUCUCUGAAAGUCAUAUUUGGCAAAAACCUGUUAUCCUAGCAAGGACAUAUAGCCGACAAUUGCUGAUGAGUUGGAGCUUUACAAGAACUAGUUCAUUAAAGGGAGGUUCUACAUCAAGAAGAACUAUUGAUGGAGAAGGUUUUACAAUGAGAGAAAACAAUCAAAAUAUUGGAUUGCAAGCUGAUCAUAUAAAACCUUGCCAACUUUUUGAUGUUUAG